Molecule: messenger RNA, 498 nt
Organism: Necator americanus (New World hookworm)
Lineage: Eukaryota; Metazoa; Nematoda; Chromadorea; Rhabditida; Ancylostomatidae
Exons: 4
Coding region: 1-498 (165 amino acids)
Source: RefSeq, a predicted model, not a curated record
AUGCCGAGAUUCAAAGACAGUCGAACAUGGGCAAAAUCAAAGGUGUUUCAGUCUUUAACAACCCUUUUCCUGGGAAUCUUAUCACAGAUGAAAGAUAUGGAGCGCGGAGACGCGUCAGCUAAUCCUUCAUUAGCAACACAGAAACAGAUCACAAUGGCUCCAUUCGGUCAAAAUUUGGUUCAUCUUCUACAUUCCACACUUUGUACCCCUGAAUCAAACGAUGUAUCAGAGAUGUGCGACUCGGCUGUGCAACGAAAAGUCCAAACAUCGGAUUUUCAAGGAAAUUACACCAUCAUGCUAAUGGACGCCCGUUUCUCAUCCGAAUACUCGCAGCUGCCGGAGCCAAACCCAUGGGACCUCGAUCAACUGCUCGAAGGAGAACAGCUUGCCAACAUCACUAGACUAACGUAUGAAAAAUACCAUGUAGAAACGAUUCAAGAUAUGGAACGAAAUCCCAAGUUUUCUAUCGAAACUAUGAACGUUUCUGAACUUGCUUAG